Messenger RNA from Girardinichthys multiradiatus, 1749 nucleotides. Its product is annotated as lysosomal thioesterase PPT2-like. The record is from RefSeq and is a predicted model, not a curated record. NCBI's taxonomy places the organism in Eukaryota, Metazoa, Chordata, Actinopteri, Cyprinodontiformes, Goodeidae. The transcript is spliced from 8 exons. Gene Ontology annotation, cellular component: lysosome. Bases 84 to 962 code for a protein of 292 amino acids. Gene Ontology annotation, molecular function: thiolester hydrolase activity.
GGAACCUCCGUGUUGUCAGUCAGUCCCUCAGAAGAUCAUCUCCUCCUGUGGAACCUCAAACAGCGACCUGUAACUGGGUGGAGAUGCGGGCUUCGCGAACCAGCCGGGGCCCCCCGGCGGUGCUGAUGCUGCUGCUGGCUGUGGGCUGCACGGACGGAUACAAACCUGUCAUCAUCGUUCACGGCAUUUUCGACGGACCCGAACAGUUUGAGAAUCUCUCCAUGUUCAUUAAGAAGGUGCAUCCAGGUACUGAGGUGCCUAUCAUUAGUCUGUACAACUACAAAUGCAGUCUGAAGCCAUUGUGGGUGCAGGUCCAAGACUUCAGGAAAGCCAUCGAGGACACCAUGAAAAGGUUUCCUGAGGGAGUCCAUCUUCUAUGUUUCUCACAAGGUGGUCUAAUCUGUCGAGCAGUUCUAUCCACGUCUCCCAAUCACAACGUGCACACGUUCAUUUCCCUGUCAUCACCACUGGCUGGACAGUACGGAGACACAGAUUACCUGAAGUGGGUGUUUCCUGACUGUGCGAAGAAGGCGGUUCAUGUUUUCUGCUACAACAAAUGGGGGCAGAAAUGCUCUAUUUGUGACUACUGGAACGACCCUCACCAUAGAGCAGGCUACCUGAGGAGUAACACCUUUCUGCCUCUGGUCAAUGGUGAAAAACCUCACAAGUUCAUUAAAGAUUGGAGAGAAAAUGUCCUUCGGAUCAAGAAGAUGGUGCUGAUUGGAGGUCCAGAUGAUGGCGUCAUCACUCCAUGGCAAUCCAGCCACUACGGGUCCUAUGAUACCAAGGAAGAUGUUGUGGAAAUGAGAAACCAGGAGUUUUACAAGAACGACACGUUUGGCCUGAAGACGCUGGAUGCUCGCGGCGACGUGUCAGUGUGUGUUCAGUCCGGAGUGGAGCACACACACUGGCACUCCAACUUCACCGUGUUCACCAACUGCAUAGAGAAGUGGCUCAUAUGAAACCGAGUCAGCCUCAAAAAAGAUGUUGGUUGAAGGUGCUAUUCAUCCCAAGAUGAUUUCAAACACAUCAGCUUUAAAUACUGUUAGUACUAAAAGAGAAAUUAUGAGAUUACAAAAGGCUCAGCAUAGAGAAUAAGGUGACAUCAAGUGGUAAAACUGAAGAUUAUAACCAAAUAAAUUAUCUUCCUUCUUGCGCCGUCGCGCAUUCUUCAAAGAAACACUUCAGACUUCCUAAAUUAAAGAGUUUAAAAUAUAAAAGGGAAGUAGCAUUUUAGUUUAUUUAGCAUCCAUAUUUUUGUGAGUAAACUUGUAAUCUUACUUUUUAACAUCAGUGGUUAAACUCACAUCUCUGUUUUUGCUUUAUUCUGGGCUAAAACAGCCACUGUCCAUGAACAAAACACGAUGGCAAAGUUUCUAUGGGAGAAUUAAAACCCCAAAAAUCAAGAGUUUACAAUUUCAAGUUAAGAGCAUAAUUUCCCCAUAAAUUUCAAGAAGCUUCAUUCGUAAUAAAGAAAUAACUGAAAACCCGGUUUGGGAGUUUACCAGCGAACUGCUGUCCUCUGGUGGACGUUUGUGGUACUUCAGCUGAUGCAAAUGAUUUGUUUCUAUCUGGGUUUUAAGGGACCUGUAUUAUUUACAUGAUCAUUGAUAUUCAACGUUGGUCUGUUUCUCUAUGCUUUCACCAUAUUUUAAAUGUUUCAGAUCUUCAAAAAAUUGUGAUUUUUACACUUCAGUUUCUUUUGUUCCUUUAUUUUACAACUUUAAUAAAUCCCAAUGAUAAAUCUCU